CACAAGUCGACUUCUUCACAAGAAGGUGGCUCCGUUCUGUUAACGAUUUUGUUAUUAUUUGCGAAAAUUAAGCAGUGGAAAAAGGGCUGAAGAUCACGAAUACGUUAAAAUUCAAUAUCAAAAUGGAUUCUAAUUCUGAUAUUAGUAUCGGUCAAUUGUUGUUCGAGAAAAUGAAGACACACGACAAUGUUAUAUGUCAGAUUGACGCCGCAACAGGUGAAGAAGAGUCCUAUGCCUCCGUUCUGUCGCGUUCGAUCAGAAUGGCCAGGGCUUUGAGAGCAUUCGGUCUGAAGCCUGGUGACGUACUUGCUCUGGGAGGCAGGAACCAUUUGAACCUCCACAUACCAUUUUACGCAGCACUCUUCAACGGCUUGCCAGUAGUUGGUAUCGAUCCGUUUUUCAAAUAUGACGAAGUCCGCACACUCUUCAAGCUGACUGAACCUAAAAUAGCGUUUUGUCAAGCUGAGUCUUUCAAUAUAUAUUCUGAAGUCGCUAGAGAUCUAGGGUUGAGUACGAAGAUCGUGUGCUUCGAUGAAGGAGAACAUUGCUCAUUCGCUGAAUUUAUCGAGAUAUACGAUACCAAGGAGCCGGAGGAAGAAUUCAAAAUAGCAGAUUUCGAUAUUGAGAAAAUAUACGCAUUCCUUGUCAGUACGAGUGGUACCACCGGGAAGGUAAAGAUUGUCGCCUUCAACCAUAAGCCCUUCGUGUUAAAAAUAGUAUGGCUUCUGCGUCAGUACAACUACGACAAAAAUCCGAAUAAGAUUGUUUUAAAUCUAUCACCCGUGAAUUGGAUAUCAAAUUAUUUCAUGUCUGUUGGCAACGUCAUCAUUGGAGAUACAAAGCUGCAGACCUCAAUACCUGACAGCUAUGAACACGUCAUUGACAUAAUAAAUAAAUACAGGCCUGUCCAAGGAUUAUUUAGUCCACCGUUCGUGGCGUACUUAGUGAGUCAAAAAGAUAAAGUCGAUCUCACCUGCUUCAAAAACAUUGGCAUCGCUGGAUCGAAGAUUUAUCCAGGUGUCAUGGUACAGUUCAAGGAACUGCUAGCCAAGGAUGCAAUAGCUUUGGAGGCGUACGGACAGACGGAAAUGAUGGGAUCUGUUUUAGCCCCUAAUCCUACAGGACCAAGCGAGAGCUGUGGAAGACCUUUACCAAUAUACGCAAUCAAGCUCAUCGAUCCUAAAACCGGCUUGGAAGUGAAAGAACCCUACAUUACUGCAGAAUUGUGGGCAAAAGGACCGAGAUUUACGGAAUAUUACAACGAUCCCGAGGAAACAGCAAAGGCGUUCACAGAGGAUGGCUAUUUCAAAACAGGCGAUUUAUUGUACAAAGAUGAAAAUGACAAUUACUUUUACGUGGAUCGGCUAAAAGCACUUAUUAAAUACAGAAACUCCCACGUCAUACCAAUGGAACUGGAAGAACUGAUAAGCACACACCCUGGUGUGAAGCAUGUUUGCGUUAUCGGCAUUAGUGAUCCUCUUGAUGGCGAGAGACCAGUCGCUUGUGUGGUGAAAGAAAAUGGUAACAAAGUCAGCGCUCAGGAAAUUAAAGAUCUUGUUGCGAGUAAGUUGUCGAAAAAUAAACAAUUACGAGGUGGAGUUGUUUUCCUUGAUAGUUUACCGUUUACGUCAUCCCAAAAAGUCGCUAGGAGCAAACUUCAAGAGAUGGUUCAAAGUAUGAAGCGAGAAUAGAUUUUAAGGCACUCGAUGAUAAUUUUAGGAGUUUAAAUAUUUUGGCCGCCAUCUUCAUUUCGAAUGUCCGUUGAUAUCAUUUAUAAUUAUAAGCAAAUAAUAAGAAUUAAUCGAACUUGGAUUUUAGAUCGAGACGGCUUGACAUGAGCCUUUAACAGCCAUUGGUAGUUGAUAUGUUUUCUGAUUGUGAUGAUUGAGUUGUUAAUUACGAUUAUUUUUAUCUAUGUCUUUAUUUUUUCUUAUUUAAGUUUAGAU
Messenger RNA from Nymphalis io (European peacock), 1946 nucleotides. RefSeq names its product luciferin 4-monooxygenase-like. Bases 123 to 1691 code for a protein of 522 amino acids. Gene Ontology annotation, biological process: long-chain fatty acid metabolic process; fatty-acyl-CoA biosynthetic process. The transcript has 11 exons. NCBI's taxonomy places the organism in Eukaryota, Metazoa, Arthropoda, Insecta, Lepidoptera, Nymphalidae. The record is from RefSeq and is a predicted model, not a curated record. Gene Ontology annotation, molecular function: long-chain fatty acid-CoA ligase activity.